AUGAGGUCGGUCCUCGUGCCUCUGAACGAGGCGGCUCGUCGCAAUCUCAACACCCACCACCCAUUGCACAUCGAUGCAAGGACUAGAGACUCAGGAACGGAUGCAACCAGUCAUGCCGUGACACAACUUGAGAGAUCGCAACAGCGACUCGGCCGCAACAUCCAACGACGCCAGCUCGCUCUCGCUCAGCAGCGUCUGCAGGAUAUGAGGUUGAACGCUCCGCUUGAUGACACUGAUACCAGAGCCAAGGCGGAAGUGGACCACCUGAAGCAGCAUCUUAAUUCCAUCAACACUGAGGCGAGCCACGCCAUUCGGGAUGACGACCAGAGGGUCCAGAGCAAGAUGGAGGCGGCCAUGGAAAACUUGAAAAUCGAUUGCGGUCGUCGGAUACCAGCGUCACUUCGAAGCAUCAAGAGGCGGCACCGAGAUCGACUCAAGUUGGAGUUGAACCAACGACAGCAUAACACAGGCAACGUCUCAGUGACUGCUGAGAAGGUGCUUCAGGAGGACGGCACGGCGUACUAUUCGAAUGCUGGCCUGCGGCUUGGCCAGAAAGAUCUGCCACAGCCGUGA
This is a messenger RNA of Zasmidium cellare ATCC 36951, 573 nucleotides long. RefSeq lists its product as uncharacterized. The coding region runs from base 1 to 573 and encodes 190 amino acids. The record is from RefSeq and is a predicted model, not a curated record. The transcript has a single exon. Lineage: Eukaryota; Fungi; Ascomycota; Dothideomycetes; Mycosphaerellales; Mycosphaerellaceae.